Helianthus annuus (common sunflower) is the source of this 1445-nucleotide messenger RNA. Its product is annotated as ankyrin repeat-containing protein NPR4. The transcript has 3 exons. Bases 61 to 1248 code for a protein of 395 amino acids. Lineage: Eukaryota; Viridiplantae; Streptophyta; Magnoliopsida; Asterales; Asteraceae. The record is from RefSeq and is a predicted model, not a curated record.
ACUCAACAAGUGACCGCAUCUUUCUAAUAAAUAUUUUGUGGUCAUGCAGUUCCAACAGCGAUGGUGUAUUUGAUUUAUCUUUUGAUUCCCCUCCUCCUAUUGAUGGUUUCUUACCCGUUCUCUAUGCUUUAUCACCUAUUGUGGAAGGUUGCAUCGACAAUAGUUCCACCCAUCAGGAAUUUGGAAAAGAAAAAGAAGGAAUAUGACCACGCAAAAAGGAUUCUAGACUUGGUAUGCAUGAAAAUUAAGGAAAAGCACCUUAAUGAUAGGGAUGAUUCCUUUUACGAAGGACCAUUUCUUGAGGCCGCAUGUCGAAAUGCAUCUGAAGUUGUUAAUGGGAUUUUAAAGAUAUGGCCUCAAGCAAUCAGGUGCACAAACAAAAAUGGUCAUGACAUCAUCCAGUUAGCAACAAUACACCGUUCAGAAAAAGUCUACAACUUGAUCUAUUCCUGGGGGGAUCGUAUGAGUAUUUAUCGAACAAUGAAAGACUCUUCUAAUAACAAUAUGUUGCAUUUGGCUGGGAGAUUAGCUCCCUCAAAUAAGCUCAAACUUAUAACAGGUGCCGCAUUACAACUACAAAGAGAGCUUCAAUGGCGUGAGGAAGUGAAGAAGAUCGUGUAUCCCGCAAGCAUGACUGAAGUGAAUAUCUUUAAUGACACACCAGAAAUGGUCUUCACAAAGGAACACCAGAACUUAGUGAAAGAAGGAGAAGAAUGGAUUAAAACUGUAGCGGAAUCCUGCAGCAUAACUGCAACAUUGAUUAUCACAAUCGUGUUUGCUGCAGCCAUUACCGUACCGGGCGGAACUCGUCAAGAGACUGGUAUCCCGAUGUUCUUGGAAGAAGCUGCUUUCACUGUCUUCGCAAUAUCAGACGCAAUCUCACUAUUCUCAUCCACUACCGCACUAUUGUUGUUUUUAUCAACUCUCACUGCUCGUUUUGCUCAGGAAGGUUUUCUAUCCCGUUUGCCAAGACGGCUGAUUAUUGGCCUUUGUGCCUUGUUGAUCUCUACAGCUGCCAUGAUGGUAGCCUUCGGAGCCACCUUGUUCCUUGUCUUUUGUCGUGAUAAAAUGUGGAUGCUCGUUCCCGUAUGUGGAUUAGCUUUCCUACCGAUUGCAGUGUUUUGUUAUCUACAAGUCCCCCUUAUGAUAGACCUAUUCCAAUCGACAUACAUAUCCAUGUUUGGCAAGGAUAACCAUAACAACAGUAAUUUGGAUCCCAAUGACAUGCGGUUCUUCUUUGGUAAGUGAAAAGAGUACGCAUCUUAAAUUAUGUAUUUUAUCGUAUUUCCUAUAAGUGUGUAAUAAGUGCAUUCUUAUGCAUUGUUUGAUUUAAGCAUUAAAUCCUAGUUUAUAAGAAUAUUGUAACAUGCUCCCUGGUGUGCCUUUAAUUCAAACUCUUGAAUUUGUCCUUUAAGUGUGUAAUAAGUGCAUUCUUAUGCAUUGUU